AUGCCGGUUGAUUCCAGACGAAUACGCGGUCCAGAUGUCUCCCAAAGCCCAUCUUUGUUCGCCUGCAAGUCGCCGGUGGUCUUCUCCUCGCACGGCCCCCGAGCUGAUGGUCGACAGCGGGACCAGGUGGACGUCCGGGCCGUUUUUGUCCGGUGCGGGCUAGUGAGCCAGGCUAAGGGCUCUGCGUACAUGGAGGCCGGGGACACCAAGUUGAUGUGCUGCGUUUAUGGUCCCAGAGAAACCGAUCGUAAAGAUGAAACCGAUAUGAAGUGCGGAAGGUUGACAACAGACAUGCGUUUUGCUCCAUUCUCUUGCCCAGAGAGAGGCUCCUGGAUUCAAGGGAGUCAAGACAAGGACUUCUCCUUGAUGCUGCAUGAAAGUCUUCAGCCUGCCCUGUGCCUCCACAAAUACCCCCGCUCUCAAAUAGAGGUCAACGUGAUGGUUCUUGAAAACAGCGGAUCGGUCCUAGCGCAUGCUGUCACCUGCGCGUCACUCGCCCUUGCAGACGCCGGGAUUGAAAUGUACGACCUGGUGCUCGGCUGCGCCCUUCGCCAGGAUGGGGCUUCUUAUGUGGUUGACCCAACAUAUGCGGAGGAAAACGGCAGUGGCUCAGCCGACUGCGAUAAUCAGGGUAGACUGACUCUUGCGUUUCUCCCCAGCCUGAAUCAAAUUUCGGGGCUUCAGUCAGAUGGAGAAAUGACUGAAGAGACUCUGUCUGCUGGGAUGCGCACAUGUAUUGAGGGAUGCUAUAAGAUAUAUCCGGUCAUCCAACAAGCUCUGGCUAAGGCAGUGCGGAGGGCAGCCCCUCCACCAUCAGAGAGCUGA
Messenger RNA from Nerophis lumbriciformis (worm pipefish), 825 nucleotides. NCBI's taxonomy places the organism in Eukaryota, Metazoa, Chordata, Actinopteri, Syngnathiformes, Syngnathidae. The record is from RefSeq and is a predicted model, not a curated record.